AUGAGCUCUAAUGGGUGGUCCGGAGAGGGACUAGGUGAGGAAGCGGGUGAGGGACUCAGUGGGUUUGUUCCCCCGCUUGAGAGGGAGACGCCACCUCCUGCUGAGAUCCGCGAAGACGAAGAUGAAGAGCACGCAGGAGGAUCCGUCGAGGGUGCCGCGCGUGAAAGGACUCCGACUUGGGGCGGUUCGAACGAGGGUUCGGAACGAGGAACGCCGAGAAGAACUGAACCCUGGAUCGAGGGUCUCGAGGCUCGAAGGGACGGAGAUGGGACGCUCGUGUCAGAACCUCUGUCUCCAAGAGCGAGAUGGAUGGCCGAAUCGGUGUUGGACACGCCCCGGGGCCGAACGAUGUUCAACAAGUUCCUCGCGCGGCUGGCACGCAAACCAGCGCCGAGCGAAGAGACGACUCCGGCGAGGACGACGGCUGGUGAGACCGCGAACGCCGCGAUGUCGACUCCGAGAGCUCGGCAAGGAGACGCGUUCUCCUUCGAUGCGUCGAGGCCGUCGCUACCUCUUGCGAGUGAGACGCGAGGCGAGGUACCGACAGUAACGCCAUCCGGUGCGGCGAUAGACACGAGAGGAACAACGAGGUACCCUUCUCCGCGUGUGGUGGAACGCCAUGGUGUGUCUGGAACGACAUUUCCGAAGAGUGACACGCCCGGGAGACAAGGAGGAACACCAGCGCGGGCGACGGAGACGCCGACAAGGAGGGCCGGAACACCGACGUCGGACUCUGCGUUACAAGAGAUGUUGGUCGACACGUUUGGUCGGGUACUCUAG
Phytophthora nicotianae INRA-310 is the source of this 780-nucleotide messenger RNA. RefSeq lists its product as hypothetical. NCBI's taxonomy places the organism in Eukaryota, Oomycota, Peronosporomycetes, Peronosporales, Peronosporaceae. The record is from RefSeq and is a predicted model, not a curated record. The transcript has a single exon. Bases 1 to 780 code for a protein of 259 amino acids.